Molecule: messenger RNA, 1023 nt
Organism: Miniopterus natalensis
Lineage: Eukaryota; Metazoa; Chordata; Mammalia; Chiroptera; Miniopteridae
Gene: RSPH14
Product: radial spoke head 14 homolog
Molecular function (GO): protein binding
Source: RefSeq, a predicted model, not a curated record
AUGGCCCAUACCUGGAUCUCUUUGUACCUGCCUCCCGACAUCAACCCCGCCCAGGCUGCCAUUGCCUAUGGCUUUCGGGCCCUGCCCAAGCUGAAUGAGGAACUGCAGUCGGAGGACCUGCUGACGAGGCAGAAAGCCCUCAUGGCUCUGUGUGAUCUCAUGCACGACCCCGAGCAUGUCUAUGUGGCCAUCGACAUAGGCUGCCUGGAGAGCCUGAAAGCUUUGCUGAAGGAUAGCAACCACAUGGUGCGGAUCAAGACCACUGAAGCGCUGCACAUCAUGGCGACCCAUAAUGUGGGCAGAGAAGGCUUUUUGAAGCAUGACAUCAUCGAUGCCCUGUCCCACCUGCUGAAUGACCCCCAGACAGCCUGCCGGGAGAACCUGCACUUGGCAUUCAAGCACCUGGCCCAGCUGCCUGCAGGGGCCCAGGGCAUUGUCAUCAGCGGCCUGAUCCCCUCGCUGGUGCAGAAGCUGCACCUGGAGGAGGAGAGGAUACAGGAACUCCUCCUGGACACACUGGCGGCCUGCCUGCUGGAGGAUGCCACCGAGGCGCUGACCAGCCGCGUGGUGCCCUUCCUGAAGGAGAUGCUCCUCAACAGCAAUGAAAAGAUCCGCAGCAAAGCCGCCUAUACGCUUAUUACUGUCAGCAUCCCCCUGGAGGGCAAGAAGCAGGUGUGGCAGUAUGAUGUCAUCCCCAUCUUGGUGCACCUGCUGAAAGACCGGGUGGAGGAGGUGCAGGCCAAUGCCGCUGGGGCCCUCAUGUACGCCAUGGUGACCACCGAAGGGAAGUAUGCAGCCCUGGAUGCAGAUGUCAUCUACCCACUCCUGAAUCUGCUGAACUCGACCUUCAGGAAGGCCCGCCUGAAUGCCAUCAAGGCCCUUACCAUGCUGGCCGAGGCCCCAGAGGGCCGCAAGUUCCUGAAGGCCCAUCUGCCCAUCUUCCGUGUCCUUGAGGUGGAGAACAAUGAGGCCGUGCAGAGGGCGGCCCAGGUGGCCAUCAAAGUCAUUCAGUGGAAACCCUGA